This is a messenger RNA of Zonotrichia albicollis (white-throated sparrow), 4379 nucleotides long. It is a transcript of the gene SPRY4, whose product is annotated as sprouty RTK signaling antagonist 4. Gene Ontology annotation, biological process: negative regulation of fibroblast growth factor receptor signaling pathway; negative regulation of MAP kinase activity; animal organ development. Gene Ontology annotation, cellular component: cytosol; membrane. The record is from RefSeq and is a predicted model, not a curated record. Lineage: Eukaryota; Metazoa; Chordata; Aves; Passeriformes; Passerellidae.
GGUGCAGCGCCGCGGCCGCCGCUGACAGCGCCGCGCUCGCAGGUCCCUGCCCGCAGCUCUGCCGCUGCUGCCAGCCUGCUCCCGGGUCCGGCCCCCUCGUCCGCCUCGCCCGUGGGAUUAACUCGCCUAUGGAGACAUGGUCCUAGCUGAAUUAUUUAAAGACACCUAAGCACAGAAUUCCCCCAGCAGUCAGACUGAUUUCUCAAUGGAGCCCCGGAUCCCUCACAACAUCACCGUUGUCCCCAACUCUGUGAUGGUGCAGCCCUUGCUGGACAGCCGGAUCCCCUACGGGCGGCUGCAGCACCCUCUGACCAUCCUGCCCAUCGACCAGAUGAAGAGCACCCACCUGGAGAACGACUACACCGACAACCCCGGCGCUGCCCAGCCGCCCGCCCAGAAGCGGCCCCGAGCCCCCCACGAGCCGGGCUCGGCCGGCCAGCCCCCGCAGCGCUGCGAGCAGGACGUCACCCACCCCUGGAUCUCCUUCAGCGGGCGCCCCAGCUCCAUCAGCAGCAGCAGCAGCACGUCCUCGGACCAAAGGCUGCUGGACCACAUGGCCCCGGUGCCCGUGGCGGAGCAGUCGUCCCCCCGCGCCGUCCGCAUCCAGCCCAAGGCCAUCAACUGCAAGCCCCUGGACCUGAAGGGCCCCGUGUCCCAGGAGCUGGACAAGCACUUCCUGCUGUGCGAGGCCUGUGGGAAGUGCAAGUGCAAGGAGUGUGCCCUGCCCCGGACUCUGCCCUCGUGCUGGGUGUGCAACCAGGAGUGCCUGUGCUCGGCGCAGAACCUGGUCAACUACUCCACCUGCAUGUGCCUGGUCAAGGGCGUCUUCUACCACUGCACCAACGAGGACGACGAGGGCACGUGUGCCGACCAGCCCUGCUCCUGCUCCCAGUCCAACUGCUGCGCCCGCUGGUCCUUCAUGAGCGCCCUGUCCCUGGUGCUGCCCUGCCUGCUCUGCUACCUGCCCGCCACCGGCUGCGUCAAGCUGUCCCAGAGAUGCUACGACCGAGUGAGCCGGCCCGGGUGCAGGUGCAAAAACACAAACAGUGUCAUUUGCAAGGCAUUGCCCGAGAGCAAAGGGGCAGAAAAGCCCUUUUAAUGGUGGAGUUGGGAGGAUGCUCUGCGGAGCAGGGUGGGGUUGGCUCUUUUUAAUAACCUGUGUUCUGAGGAGAGCGUCGGCCUCUUGCCUUUGGGGAAAGCGGAAGCAACUAUUUCCACAAACUGAAGCACUUUGGGUUAUUCAGGGUUUUUGGAACUGGUCGCAGCUUAAAGAGAUGGGGCCAAAGGAGGAAUGUUAAUAAUGCAGAGUGAAGGCUGCAAACCCAUGUACAUCAUGAAGUACAGCUGCUGAAAAACUCCCAGCUCGGAGGGACGGCUGCUCACCAGGCCUGCACACCACAGGAACCAUUAACUGCUCGCUUGGCAGGCGCUGCCUCACAGCCAAUCCCCAUUCCCAGCUGCAAAAAGCUGCUUUGAAUUCACAUUCAGGGCAGGCUACUUGCUUCCUGUCUCCUUCCAAACCCCAGCUCGCUCCCAGCAGCCUGUUGAAGGUGAUGGGGGAACUCUCUCCACCCUCCUUCCCUCCUAGACACCACUCCAAGGGCUGGUUGCACACCAAGUACGUGUCUCUCAAAAGCUUUCUGUGUCCCUCAAAGCUUUUUGGACCAGAAGGGAAGCUACCUUUCAUUUGUUGACAGGUCUUCUGCCCUUUGGGUGCAUCCCACCCGGCCCCGCUGGUCUGGACCCUCUUUCUAAAGCAGGAUGGUAGCAGGGCUGCUCCUCCCAGGAGGAGCUGCAGCGGGAUGUGUUCAGGCAGUUGUACCAACACCGGGUCCUCCUGCCUGUAAGCUGAUCUGUGGCAUCAGGUUUCACUCGAUGGAAUAUGAGUUUUCCCUCAGCAGAGCAGCCCCUGUGCAGGAGGAAGGGGCUGAUCCCGUUUCCCCCAGGCCCACCUGGCUCCCAGAGCAAAGGGGAUGCAACUCCCUUCACAAAGCAAAGACGAGCAGAGUUUGCCCCUCUAAACCUCUUCAGCUCUGGUAAGAAGUCCCACAAACCUAAGUGUACGAUGCACAUAGAUGUAUUUUUCUAGGGAUCUCAAUCCAGUACCUCCCCUCCUGGAACAAGCCCUUCUUUGCUCAUUAGAUACUGGGAUUUGUUUUUGUCCUGGGGUGAAUGGCAUUUGCUUGAAGUACAGCACAUUCCCCCACCCCUAUUGCUGCUGUUUGACUUUUGCCUCUUCUGUACAAAAGUGUCUUUUUCAAUGUAAAGAAUGCUUUUAGUGUUUAUUUUAGUGUUAACACACACCAGGAGAAGCCAGGGGAAGGAAGAGAGCGCAGUUAACGAGUGGGCCCAUGGGUUUCAGCACAGAAUUAUUGGCUCUGUCCCUGCCCUCAUCCUGGGGCUGUUCUGCCUGCCCCAAGGAUGCUGUGAUCCCUCUCUCCUGACAACCACAAGGUGCUAAACAAGAAUCCUGGUCCAGACAUGCAACACUCUAAUGAGUAGGUAGGUACUUGAUGCAUGCAGAACACUGACCUAGUCUUUCUUGGUGUUUUUAAUUAGGGGAGAUUUCCUCAGUAAAUGCACAGCAGUGACAGUGAAAUGUCAUCUGUAAUUAGACAAGCAAUAGGCAGAGCUCAUGUAGCAUUUCCAGGAAUGCCCUUGGCCAGGGUAGGGGCUGGCAGGAGUACUCUAGUGUCUUUGGGUUUCAGAAUUCAGCUCAGCUGGAUGGCUUGGGGUUUAGCUCAAUGGAAUUGUAGAUAUUUAUUGAAUGGGGGAGAUUAAAAAAAAGAAAACCAACCUACUUUUCUAUUUAUAACAUUGUUAGCUUGUACAUGCUGAAUCAGAGAAAAAAGGAUGAAAUAUCCAUUACCAGAUACCAGUUCCUAUAGGGCAGCCCUCAUGCUGACUGUAUGUGGGCACAGGUGGGGAUCCAGAGCUGUAUUUAUUAUCUUGCACAAGUUGGAGGGGGAAAGAAAAAAGGAAAACCAACCCCAAACUAGCUGAACUGCUGGUUGAAUGUAUAAGAUAUUGUAUUUAGUAAAAGAAAUCAUUUUCCUAAGAUACAAACAAGCCAGAAAAGGCCAGCAGGAGAGGUAUUUACCUGCUGCCCUCCUCUGUUGGGACCACACAUGUCCAAAUGGCCCCCACCCACGGCUGCCUUGCCUUUCUGACCCUCUGUUCCUGGGGAAUUGUGCUGAAAACCUGCACUGGCAGAGCCCAUGGCUUGGCUGCAUGGUCCUUGUGAGCAAAGGCAGUGCUGGAAUGGUGGCCACUGUGCCAGUCUACACUCAUGUACACAGCCCAGCCCUCCCAGCUGGGCUCCCUCUCACUGUACAUAGCUGUAAACUAUUUCUCUGUCGAUUUGUUCCAAUAUCUCAGCCCUGUGAGCCGUGCUGGGGCCUGCCCAGCCUCGUGGAUGUGUUAGAGCAGUGGUCAGUGUAGCAGAGUGAGCCUCCCUCCUCCCCUAGCCCAAGGCAGGGCAGGAGGGUGCUGAGCCCUGUCUGGAGCCAGGGCUGUGCCAGAGGGAGCAGCUCCUGUCAGUAAAAUCCACAUUCCCUCUCCUCCCCAUCCCAACACUCCAUCCCUCACUCCCUGUGAAGGUACGUGGGUCUGCUGCCACCCCAGAGAUGUACCAUGGGCACCCCAAUGUCACCAUGUCACAGCCCCACAGCUCUGCCAUCCUCCCAGGGCAGAGCCCCUGCUAAUUAAUGAAGGGACAGCUGCUAAUGAAGGGACAGCUGCUAAUGAGCACAGACCUCUGCAGCAUGGCACUGAGGUGGGACGCUCACAGAGGCAGGAGGGCAGGCCAGGGCAGCUGCCCCUGGCACCCAUGCCAUGCUCUGGGGGAGCAGGAGGAUGGCAGGGCACCUGCACUGCUAAUUGCUGCAGCUCUGCUAAUUGCUGCAGCAGGUUCACGGCAGGCUUUGCCCCUGCCCUCACACAACAGCCCAGACAGCCACAAGGGGGGACCUGAGGGUGCUGGCAAUGCCACGCCACAUUGCCAGUGACCCUGUCACACCCUGUCACCACAGCCCUGUGCUCACCAGGUGCCAGGGGCAGAUCCCAGAUUGGUGCUCCCUGGGCACUGGCUUUGCCACCCUGAUGGGCCCUCACCCUUCCCAGCACUGGGAAUUCCCUUCCCCUCCCACGCUCAGACACCCUGAGAAAUAUUUCCCCCAUCUCCUCUUACCGCCCCCUCACAUGUACACCCUGAAAAGUUACCACAGAAGGUUUUUCUUUGUAUAGAAUAUUUAUUUUGAAGCUCUAUUUUAAUAGUAUUUAUUUUAGAAAGUCUACUAUUGUAAGAGUUCUUCUGUUUGUGAAGAAAGCAAGUACUGAUGAAUGUACUGAUCUAGAAAUUAUAUAUAUAUAUAAAUAUA